Malaclemys terrapin pileata is the source of this 5330-nucleotide messenger RNA. RefSeq names its product RNA binding fox-1 homolog 3 (gene RBFOX3). The coding region runs from base 1163 to 2233 and encodes 356 amino acids. Gene Ontology annotation, biological process: nervous system development; regulation of alternative mRNA splicing, via spliceosome. The record is from RefSeq and is a predicted model, not a curated record. The transcript is spliced from 19 exons. Gene Ontology annotation, molecular function: mRNA binding. Gene Ontology annotation, cellular component: nucleus; cytoplasm. Lineage: Eukaryota; Metazoa; Chordata; Testudines; Emydidae.
CCGCCGCCUCCCUCGCCAGGCACCGACCCGCCGCCGCCCCGGUCGCUGCUGCCCGGGAGAUGCCGCUCGGCGCGCGGGGACCUGGGGCUCCGCUGCGCACCGGCCCCGGCCGCAGGGACCCGUGAGCACGUUCAGGAGUUGCCACGGAGACCCUGACGGCUCUUGCCUCCGACUCUGAGGGCCAGCAAAGUUCGUGAAGUAACCGCCCCAGGCCCAGACCCACAGUGCCCUCAGUGAGAGGUGCCCCUCCUUGGAGGCAGGUCUGAUCGGAGCGGAUUUGCUGUCUGGAUCAAGACAAACUCUCUUCUCUGAACCAUCCCGAAUUUAUCAACAUCUUUCUUGAACUGAGGGCACCAGAACUGGACACAGUAUUCCAGGAGCGAUCAAACCAGUGCCAAAUACAGAGAAUCUGGGUGCAGAAUUGUCCUCUGGCACCUCAUCAAGCAAAUAGUCAACAGAAUUCCAAGUCAUUGAUCUGCUGCAGCCUCAGGACACAGAGAACCCAGGGAGGCAGAGUUUGAAAACAAAAGAGUCCAGUGUGAGCACCACAGGGGAAACUUGGCUGAAUAAAAGAGAAGUCAGGAUGCUGGGUUGGGGAGAUUGCCAUCGAUUCCACGGCUCCGUAAUGCCCUGCCUUGAACAGAGGGAGCAGCAGGAGAGCCCGGGCCAGGCAAGGCACAAACCGAGUUGGGAACAGCAAGGACACCCAAGAGGAUUUAUUUUUGGUCCCUCCCCCUGUUUUUAAUAUCGAAUCAGCUCCCCUCACCCCCACCCUUCCUCUCUCUGUGACUCGUGCUUGGGAUCUGGGGGCUCGCUCCUUUUCCCUUCCCAAGUUGGAAUCCUUUCUCCGACCCUCGCACCACGAGCAGCUGAGCACCAGCACGAUGGACACUGAUGGCCAGCUCUGACGUGCAUGGCGGCCUGUGGCGAGUGACCGCGCUGUGCCGGCGAGGGACCCGAGCCGAUAGGGCACUGCUGCCAAGCCACCCACCAGCACAAAGCCCAGAGAAAUCCCGGGGACAGAGACUGCGAGGGAGCACAGUGCGGGGCACCUCAGCCAGCUGCACGGGGAGCGGAAGGGGAACCCCACACCCUCUCAUUGCGCUGCUAGGCCAGCUCACCCGAUUGCUCCUCUCUGGUGCUGCGUAUCCCCGCUGCCGACAUGAUGAUGUAUUUCUGGGGUAAUCAGGACGCCACGGCUCCUCCUGAAGCAAUGGCUCAGCCCUACCCCCCAGCCCAGUAUCCUCCGCCUCCCCAGAAUGGAAUCCCUGCAGAGUACGCACCCCCGCACCCUCACCCCACACAGGACUACUCGGGGCAGAGCACGGUACCGGAGCACGCCAUGACCCUCUACACACCAGCACAGAGCCACGCCGAGCAGCCGGGCGCUGACGCCAGCACGCAGUCCAUAGCGGGGACGCAGACGGUAUCGGUAAGAGCCCCCGUGGAGCCCCGGGUGGGCAGCAGGGCCUUUCAGCAGACAGAUGAAGCUGCGCAGACAGAGAGCCAACAGCUCCAUUCUUCAGAGAACACAGACAAGCAGCAGCCCAAGAGGUUACACGUCUCCAACAUCCCCUUCCGGUUCCGGGAUCCAGAUCUGCGGCAAAUGUUCGGGCAAUUUGGGAAGAUCCUCGACGUGGAGAUUAUUUUCAAUGAGCGGGGCUCCAAGGGUUUUGGGUUUGUAACUUUUGAAACUAGCACAGAUGCCGACCGGGCACGAGAGAAGCUGAAUGGCACAAUCGUAGAGGGACGGAAAAUUGAGGUGAAUAACGCCACAGCCCGAGUCAUGACGAACAAAAAGGCUGCAAAUCCCUACAUCAAUGGCUGGAAGCUGAACCCGGUGGUGGGAGCUGUCUACAGUCCUGAAUUCUAUGCAGUAACAGGGUUCCCGUACCCAGCCACGGGGACUGCCGUGGCAUACCGAGGGGCGCACCUAAGGGGCCGGGGGCGUGCUGUCUACAACACGUUCCGCGCCGCACCCCCGCCUCCACCUAUCCCCACCUACGGCGCGGUCGUUUAUCAGGAUGGAUUCUAUGGCGCUGAAAUUUACGGGGGUUACGCAGCCUACAGAUACGCCCAGCCAGCGGCAGCGACAGCAUACAGUGACAGCUACGGCAGAGUGUACACAGCCACGGACCCGUACCACCACACCAUCGGCCCUGCUGCCACGUACAGCAUCGGCACUAUGGCUAGUCUAUACCGAGGAGGGUACAGCCGCUUCACUCCCUACUAGCAAGACACCCAGCCCCUCCCAACACUAACACUGACUGCUCACUAGAAACCAAACAAACCAAACUAAGCAAAGGCAGAGCCUCUCGGAAGAACAUGGUGCCCCUGCCAGGGGCCAGGGCUCCGCCCGGCUCAGCGUGGCACCUAGAACCAUAGGUCUUUACCUCAAGCUGCUCUCAUCCCGCGUCUCAUGUCUCUUUGCUCACCCACCUCUGUCUGUGACCUGCCCUGGCUGAACUGACUGUGUUGCAAAGCAGGCAGCCUGGCCACUACCCUGCUGCAGGGCUGGGGCGGGUCCUGCUCUCCCUAGACCUACAACCAGCAGCAAACCCCGGGAGAGAGCCCAGGCUAAGCCCCCUCCUCUGCCCCUGCUGCCAGGAACCCGUGAAGUCCAAAGGCCAGGGCGUUCCAAGAGAGCUGCCUUCCUGCGCAGAGCCGCGCCUGGGCCUGGCACAGUCUUCCACUGCCCCAGCUCCCUCCAGCAUCUCUGCGGCAGGCAAGCCCGCUCCUGCUAGGCCGGGCUUGUUCUUCUUGUGCAGGCGCCUGACCACAGCCAGGGCCCCGGGCGGGGCACUGCUCACACAAGGGAAAGGAGCGGAGGGUUUGUCCCUUAGGAUAAUGGGCUGCCUGGCAAAAUGGGCCGGGAACCCCGCCUGUCUCAGGAGCUGUGGGCAAGGCGGAGCAUGCAGGGUAGCUAGCACUAGCAGGGAUAGCUGAGACUGGGGGGCAAUGAGUGUGGCCCCACCCCAAGACUACCCUGGGGAAUAGCACCCGCCAUCCCUCUGGCCAAGUCUUGGAACCCCCCAUGUGCGCCUGGCUCUGGGGAGCAGCAGCCCCUCUACUCAGGUGCACAUCAUCGUCAUAACAUCCAGGGGAGGGGUGGCCUGUGUUUCAGGCCAUGGGAUGCCAGCCGGGGUUAGCUUUUCGUCCCUGGCCCAGCCACCCCCAUCCCUUCAGUCACUAUGGGGGAGAGAGAGACUGGAGUCGAGCCAGACUACUCUGUGGGCCAGGCGAGGGGCAAGGACAAAGGCCGCCUCGUGAGAGAAGAGCCUGUGGGGUGCAGGCCCAGCCAGGGGGUGGACUCGUCCAUCUGCCUGGGCAUUUCUGGGGGGACAACAGGACCCGCUACACAAUCCUGGAGCCGCUUUGGAAGGAACUAAUGUGUCAGCCCCACCCCACCUCCCCCUGGUGUUUGCUGAGCGGCCCCCAGCACUGGCAGUCCAUGCGUGGCUGAGCUGGGCCCUGGGGCGGGGGUGGAGUCCAGCGUCCCUGCCUGCCUGGCUGCGCCCCGUGCCCUGCUGCUGGGCUGGCCCUGGGCGCUGCUCUCUGCCCCCAGGUGGCUGCAGGUGGCUCCAGUGAAAGUUCUGCCUCUGUUUGUGUUGUAGUGACACCACAGCUGCUUCCUUCUGGGACCAGGAAGGGCAAAACAAAUUAAAAACAAAGCAACAAAAAACAAAACAAAGAGGCAACCAACCAACCGAGUCCCAUACUGUCCACACACAUGCACCGAGCAAGCAAGUCCAGCAGGAGGCGCUGCACCCGCCUGAGUCACGGAGAGUACACACCGACCGGACAGCGCCGCGGCCAGCUGGCAGAGAGCCGCCCCUCUCCAACCCUGCCCCGGCCAGCAGCCAUGUUGGGAGACUUGGGUCCCCCUCCCACUCCACAGCCUAGGGCAGGGAGGGAGCGAGAGCAGUGCGGAGUGCUGGGACAGCCUCGGAGCGAGGACUCUGCAGGCCCCAGGCACCCGGCCUGGGCACCGCGUCUUCCUUUCUGCCCUCCCACACCAGGGCCAUGGGCAGAGCGCCGCAGCAGCCCACGCCCUCCUGCAGGUUUGGGGGACUUGGCCUCAGGGGUAGGAGUCUUGCUUUUUGUUUUCAGAGCUCCAAUGCUUUUGCGCUUGCUGGCCAGCGGUGUGUUGAGUGUGGGAGGCCUCGGCUCUCUGAGCGGAGGUGGGAUGGCUGAUGCAGCAGCAGCUUUGCCUGGGCUGCUGGGUGUCGCAGGGGAAGAGGGGCUGUGUUUCAGAGGGAUGUUAGCUAACUGGACUUUGUAGCUCCCUUGCAUUUUCAUCACCCCAGUGGCCUGAGCUCCUGGCUUCCCCCAGCCCCAUGUGGCUAAAGCCAAGCGGGAGCUGCUUCCUGCGCCACACCUACCCAGGGCAGACGGAGUGGGGAAGGGGCUGCAUCUCUGGGCCACAACAUGGCGCACCAGGGAUCAUAUCAGCCCCUGCCCCCCCAGCAUGGAGCCCGAGGCCAUGUGAUCCCACAGUGGCUGCGUCUCAGCCACCCCAUCACCACUGGGGGACAGGGAGCCAACCACACACCCCUUAGUGGUGGCUGCAGGGUCCCUGCUCAGAGCCAGGCCUGCCCCAAGCCCCAGUCCCAUGCUGGCUAGGCAUUGGAGAGGCCCAUCGGGGUGAGGGUCACUAUGGGCAGUGCAUGGGAAGUAGUGGGCAGGGUUGGGCAGUGAGGGGAGGACAGUGCUGGCUCUGGCCAGGAGGUCCCUGCCUGGCAUAGCCCAGCUCUGAACCAGUGACAGGUGGGGGCAGCUGGGCUCUAAGGCUGGGUGCGCUGCUAGCCAUGGCACCAGAUGCACCCAGGUCCUUGCCAGCUUCUUUCAGCUGCUCACCCACCGCCUGCCCCAUGCCACAGCUGGCACAGUCCAGUUGUGUCAAAGGCCAGAGAGGCACUUCCCCCCCCCCGAGCAGCCUCACGAGGUUAGGGUGGGCCAUGGAGCUGUUUGCGCGGCUGCUGGGAAGGCAGGCGGCUGGCUGAGCCAGAUGGAUCCAGCAGGUCUCCCAACAUGGCUCUGUCAUCUCAUGAAACUUCACUUUAUAUUCUGCAUACGCUCCUGAGGCUCCAGCCAUGAGAUCCUCCUUUUCUAUUCCCGUUGUACAUAGCCCCUUCCCAGCCACCCCCCGCUCCGCUGUACAAAGCUCCUUCCAUGUGCUGUGCUGCCGCCGCCCUGGCAGCCCCCCAGCCCCAGAGCGCAGGCUGGCGCCCGCCCAUUCUGUAUGCUUCAAAGGUGUGAUCAUUCUACUAAACAGUAUUAUUAUGAGGAUUAUUAUUAUUAAGAUUAUUAAUAAAGAUUUCUUUCUUCAA